Messenger RNA from Brassica napus (rape), 3125 nucleotides. Its product is annotated as agamous-like MADS-box protein AGL17. The record is from RefSeq and is a predicted model, not a curated record. Lineage: Eukaryota; Viridiplantae; Streptophyta; Magnoliopsida; Brassicales; Brassicaceae. The transcript has a single exon. Bases 1526 to 2563 code for a protein of 345 amino acids. Gene Ontology annotation, molecular function: RNA polymerase II cis-regulatory region sequence-specific DNA binding; DNA-binding transcription factor activity, RNA polymerase II-specific; protein dimerization activity. Gene Ontology annotation, biological process: positive regulation of transcription by RNA polymerase II.
CAGCGUUCUAUGCAGCCGUCUAGGCAGUGCUUAGACAUUAUAAGCUUUAUAAAACCAUGACGAUUACCUUCUAAACGGCUGAGAGAAUUAUAAUAUUGUAAUAAUAUUAUAAUAAUAAUAUAUAAUUUAUUAUUCACAAAAUAUAAUAAUAAAUAUAUUAUAGUGUAAAAUUUAAUGAAAAUAAAUAAUAUAAAUUUUAUUAUUAGUAAAUAAUGAUAUUAACAUAAAAUAUUACAUAUAUUUACUAUAUUAUUAUAAUUUAUGAACGUCUAAGCUGCUUAGCUAAUGUUUUAAGCAUCAGUUUUGUUUUUAGUCACUACGCGUUGAGUCACUUCAUGAUUAACGUCUAGCGCUUUCUUGAACAUUGGUAUCAGGAGAUCUAGCUGGAAGCAAAAAAAAGAGUGAAGUAGAGUAAUUUGACACACUGCCAUAGCUUUUCCAACUACGAGUCGCUAUUAAACUAUCACAUGGAUUAUAUCAAUGGUUUUUAAAAUUUUAGUUGUUUAAGAUGAUUUAGUUUCAAAUAAAUAAUGAUCGUUAUAUAAUGAUAUAAAAAUGUCGUACUUGUUAGUUUUAGUCAUUACAUGCAGCCCGUAACAUUAAAAAUUUUAGUAUGGACCCCCAAGCUAAUUUAGCAAAUAUCCAAAUAAUGAUAGUUGGUAAUGUAAAUUUGUAAAAUAUGGGUCAGGAGCCCUAAGCAGCUGCUUAUGUAGCCUACUCUCUGGACCGGGCCUGAUUACAUGCAUUCGGUGACAACAGUUAUAUAUUUCGAACAUAAAUUAAAGUUCUGCAUUCUUGUUUACAAAUUAGAUAACCACUAUUGAAUCGUAAAAUAUUUUGACUAAAAAUCAUAAAUACAUAUUAUUAUUUUUUUAACGCUAAUUUAUAUUAUGAUCAAUUACGAUAUGAGAAAGAUUACAUAUAUCAUUCGAUAACCGACAAUACUACCUGCUUUAUGAAGAUCUACGCUUAACUGCAUCACCUGGGCCGUCCUAUGAAGAUCCACGUCUGACCAGAUUUACUUGCACUAUGUUGAAGAUCCCUUAUAAAUCUUUCUUCCGUAGUCUGCAUAAUUGUUUAAUAAAUCGCUCUCUCCGGGACUUCAAAUCUAGAUUUCAUGUAAUCUACAAUAAAUUGCAUAGUAAUUGCAUAGUCUGGGAUUUGAACCCCAGACCUGGGUGUAGAAGUCUUUAAACCUUAACCAUUAGCCUACGGUGCUUCCAUAAAUACAUAUUAUUCAAUGUGUUAAUUAUUAUUAAUAAGUAAUAAAUUCAUUGGAUUGACUAUGUCACGAAUUAUAAUUUUCUCCCAUCUUUGAACAUAAAUUAAUUUGGUAUUCUUGUUAACAAAUUAGUUAAAUUGUAUUUUGACUAUGACCACUAAUUUGGCGUGUGAUAUAUUUUAUCACAAACUCUCAACAACCUCUUUUUUUCUACCAUAAAAGAAUCUGCAAAAGCAGUAUCUUCUCACACAACCCAAAAAAAUAAAACUAAAAAGAGAGAUCAAACUCAAAGAGUGAUCAAUCAUGACAAAGAAGGUAAAACUUGCGUUGAUGGAAAAUGAAAAAUCUAGAGCAAUAACGUUGAAGAAAAGGAGGUCGGGGUUAGUGAAAAAGGUAAAAGAAAUAUCAACAUUAUGUGAUGUAAAAGCUUGUUUGAUUAUGUUCUCCCCUAAAGAGGUUGAACCAAUGGUGUGGCCAUCUGCUGAGGCGGCUCGUAACCUCCUCAAAGACUUCGAUGCCUUGCCGGCGUUCACGAAGAAGAAGAAUGAGACGAGUCUGGAGUCGUAUCUGAAGGAGAAGACAUGGAAGGUUCAUGAGAAUUUGAGGAAGAAGACUCAGAAGGAGAACGAGGAGUGUAUGAUGGAUCAGUUGAAGGUGCAGCUAAGCAGCUUCCCUAAACUUGAUGAUCUUGACGUGAAGGAGAUCUAUUCAUUGAUCUCUUUCUCAAAGGACGCCAUCAUGCAUUUGAGGAAGAAGGUAGGUUCGGUUCAGCAUUGUCCUCUUCGCGAUCCACCGGUGUAUCCAUUUGAAGACCAGGUCAAGGAGUUUAGGACCACCACAGGAGGCAGCCAGGAAAAUGAGAGAGCUAGGAAGACUUAUGAAGAGGUGAACAUGGCUAGCAUUGGUGCUUCAAAGGAGAAGCAAACCUACUACUUGAUGGAUAAAUGGAUUUUCCCAUCUUUGAAGCAACCUUCCCCUCAAAGUCAUCAACAAAUCAUGAUGAACAUGGCAUCUUACAACAACAGCACUUUAGACCCUAGAUGUUAUCAGAGUUAUCAUCCAUAUCAGGGAAGUAGUAGCAAUGGAGACCAUAAUUUGGAAAUGGCGCCGGCUUUUCCACCAAUCUUGGCCUGCCCUGAUUUUGUUGGACCAGUGUCUCACCCAUACCCUUUUGAUUUCAUAAGCCAUGAGGAACGAAGCAACGCUAUCAACAAUGUUUUCUUUCCAGAGACACUAGCACCAGGAAAUGGAACAACCGCCGAAGAAGGUAAUGUUGGUGCUAGCUCAUUUGAUCCUAGUUAUAUUAUGGAUUACCCGGGAAUUAACAAUCAUCAUUUCUAGAUAUGUAGAAAUGUAUAAUGUAUUAAAUUUGGUAUGAAUUUCUUUGAAACUAUGUUUGCAUGUUUGUUUUUCCUGCUUCCAGUUUAUGUUUUGUGUUUGUAUGCUUUUGGAUUUAUAGAUCUUUAUUAUCUUUUGUUAUUUUGAAUAACCAUGAUGUCCGAUGUUCAAGAAAUCACUAGACGGUGGCCAGACGCCUUAUACAAGAUUAGUGUUUAGUCAGACGCUUAUAUCUAUUUUUCUAACGUCUAAAUGAAUUUUUUUUUUAAAACUAGGUAUCUGUCUAUUCAGAAGCCGACUAUACCGAUUUUUAGAACACUUUGUCCAACUAAUCAAUAAUCAACCAAUGUCCAUUUGGGAAAAUCAGAACAUUGUAUACUUAAAAACAAUAUUGUACACUACCUAUACAUUUUCGUGAAAGACAUGUUUAUUAACUUCCAAGUAUAUAUCUGACUAUUAACUUCAUGAAAAGUUACAAUCCAAGGAAUAAAAUACAGAAUAUAUAUAGCAUAAAAUCAUGCGAGCAAGAGACAAAAUAAUUAAACACACAAAAGCAGGAGAGAAA